Molecule: messenger RNA, 639 nt
Organism: Trifolium pratense (red clover)
Lineage: Eukaryota; Viridiplantae; Streptophyta; Magnoliopsida; Fabales; Fabaceae
Exons: 1
Coding region: 1-639 (212 amino acids)
Molecular function (GO): acyltransferase activity, transferring groups other than amino-acyl groups
Source: RefSeq, a predicted model, not a curated record
AUGGGAGAAACAUGUAUUUCUUCGAAAACAUCUGCCGAAGAUGAGGGCAUUGAUUUAGCCCAAAUCACACUUCGACCCCUUAAUCUUUCAGACCUUGAUGAUCUCAUGGUAUGGGAAACCGAUGAAAAAGUGGCCAAUUUCGGCGGGAAACGUUACACCAGCAAAGAUGAGGGCAUCAACUUCAUUGAAAACAUAGCACCAAAGUUUCAAUUGUGCAAAGCAAUAUGCCUCAAUGAUCGUGCUAUUGGGUAUAUUACUAUCUGCCCGAGUUCACCUUAUGAUAAAAGUAGGAAAAAAUCUGCAGAACUUGGUUAUGUUCUUGGUUCUAAAUAUUGGGGUAAAGGGAUUACAACAUGUGCAGUGAAACAAGUUGUUAAGGUUGCAUUCAGUGAAUUCUCACACUUGAAAAGACUUGAAGCUCUUGUUGAUGUUGAAAAUGUUGCUUCUCAAAGAGUGUUGGAGAAAGCUGGUUUCCAAAAGGAAGGAGUUCUAAGGAAGUAUUGCUUCAUGAAGGGAAAAAGCAGAGAUAUGAUCAUGUUCAGUCUUCUUUCUACUGAUAUCUUCAGCAUAGAUUCAUUUUUUAGGCAAAUUCCAAGUUCAAUACCAUGGAAUAAUAUGGUAGGGCUGAUAAAAAAAUAA